AUGUCGGCCGAGAAUACGAUCACUCUCUACUGCGAAGGCACUCCCAAUCCACUCAAGAUCUCCAUUGCACUUGAGGAACUGGGCUUGAAGUACAAUGCUCGUGCAAUCAAACUAUUCGAACACGAACAGAAAGAGAAGUGGUUUCUUGCCAUCAACCCAAACGGUCGUAUCCCAGCCAUCAUCGACACAGAUGAGCACGGCGACGAACUCAAGGUCUGGGAAAUUGGUAUCAUUUUGCAGUAUCUUGUGGAACGGUAUGACAAGGACUACAAGAUCUCGUAUCCCCGUGGUACCAAAGAGUACUGGUAG
Molecule: messenger RNA, 309 nt
Organism: Fusarium musae
Lineage: Eukaryota; Fungi; Ascomycota; Sordariomycetes; Hypocreales; Nectriaceae
Exons: 2
Coding region: 1-309 (102 amino acids)
Source: RefSeq, a predicted model, not a curated record